Molecule: messenger RNA, 1849 nt
Organism: Nerophis ophidion (straightnose pipefish)
Lineage: Eukaryota; Metazoa; Chordata; Actinopteri; Syngnathiformes; Syngnathidae
Gene: plppr1
Product: phospholipid phosphatase related 1
Exons: 8
Coding region: 194-1168 (324 amino acids)
Biological process (GO): signal transduction; phospholipid metabolic process; phospholipid dephosphorylation
Molecular function (GO): phosphatidate phosphatase activity
Source: RefSeq, a predicted model, not a curated record
GCUCCGCCCCCCCCGAGGAGGCACAUCGUCCACGCUGCGUGAUGAUCAUCACAUCCACGCACAGCCGCCCGUGGAAUUGUAGUAGUAGUACUUCUCUCUCCUUUUCCUUCAUGGAUUCGCCUUUUCUCUGGAAUAUUGCUUUGUCCCGUCGCGAGUGAAUCCUGAGAGGGGAAGUCUCCUGGCGGGAGGCAAGAUGGCGUCAAACCACAUCCUGCGCAGCUACUCCAUCAUCCCAUGUUUCAUCUUCGUGGAGCUGGUCAUCAUGUCUGGCACGGUGUUGCUGGCUUACUACAUGGAGUUCACACACCUCUUCAGCGUGCACCUGCAGGGCUUCUUCUGCAACGAUGCAGAACUCAUGAAACCCUACCCUGGGACCGACCAGUCCAGCGUCGUACCUCCCCUCAUCUUGUACUGUGUGCUGGCUGCUGCUCCGACUGCUAUCAUUUUGGUGGGCGAGGUGUCCAUGUACACCAUGAAGUCCACCAGGGAGACCCUGCUGGCCCAGGAGAAGACCAUCGUCACUGGCGACUGUUGUUACCUCAACCCUCUCAUCCGCCGCGUCAUCCGCUUCAUCGGCGUGUUUGCGUUUGGCCUCUUCGCCACGGACAUCUUUGUCAACGCAGGCCAGGUGGUCACAGGCGGUCUGUCGCCCUACUUCUUGUCAGUGUGCAAACCCAACUACACCGGCACGGAGUGUCGACUCAACCACCAGUUUAUCGUCAACGGCAACAUCUGUACCGGAAACCCCAUCAUUGUGGAGAACGCUCGCCGAUCUUUCCCGUCCAAAGACGCCUCGCUGAGUGUUUACUCGGCUGUUUACCUGACGAUGUACAUUACCAGUACCAUCAAGACCAAGUCCAGCCGCCUGGCCAAGCCUGUGUUGUGUCUGGGCACACUUUGCUCAGCUUUCCUUACUGGACUCAACCGCGUAUCAGAAUACCGAAACCACUGUUCAGACGUCGUCGCUGGAUUUAUACUUGGAUCGGCGGUCGCACUCUUUCUGGGUGUGUGCGUGGUAAACAACUUCAAAGGCGUCCACGGCGCGGCAACUCAACGGAAGAGCGAAGACUACCGCGGCCUCCCCCUGAUGACCUUCCCCCGCGUGGAGAGUCCUCUGGAGACCCUCAGUGCACAGAACCACUCGGCGUCAAUGACGGAGGUCACAUGACUAAGGGGGCAGCACCGGGUCACGUUUGCGUCUCCACAGCACUUCCAGACACAAUGACAAGGACGCAUGCGGCGUGGCUCCGAUUGCUUAACAAAAACCAAACACUGUUGUAUUGUCUAGUUCACGCCCGGGCGGGGCAAAGUCCAACCUGUUUGGGCUCCGGUAUUCCAAACAAGCACGGAUUGUUUCUCCAUUCAAGUCAUUGCCACAUGGGAGCUCUUCUGUUUUCCGUUGAACGAUGGUGUUUUUGCACAUUCGGUAUGAGCGAUGGCUGUAACCCACCUGCACACCUCCGUGUUACAUCACAUCCUGUCAGGUGACUUUCCUGUGUUGUCUCUCUCCUACGCCCCCCACCUUUCCCCGAGUCUGAAAAUGUACAAUAAGCAACGUUGAUGUUGUCAUUCUGUGAUGUUUUGUCAUUUGUACAGAAGAAAAAAAAUGCAACUGUUCUUUUUAUGAUGGCUGUAUAUUAUCAAUUGACCUUGUCAGGUCGGAUUUUGUAAAGAUUUUUGUUAAUCUGUUCAAUAACGAUCCUUUCGGACCCGUUUGCCUGCUGUCAACUUUGAUAUGUUUUGGUAUCAUAAUCCUACCCGCCCAGCGCUGGAUUAUAAAACACAUUCGGCUGCAACUACAGCGGGGCAAAAAAGUAUUUAGUCAGCCACCGAUUGUGCAAGUUCCCCC